This is a messenger RNA of Triticum turgidum subsp. durum (durum wheat), 1077 nucleotides long. Lineage: Eukaryota; Viridiplantae; Streptophyta; Magnoliopsida; Poales; Poaceae. The record is from the annotation of a GenBank genome assembly.
AUGGGGACCCGGGAGUGGCCGCUGCCUUGCUUGUACGAGCUCUUCCUUGGCAAAGAGCGCGCCCGGUGGCCGCCGGAGGCCAGGUUCAUCAAAGCCGCCCACCACGGCGACGUCCUCGAGAUCAAGAAGAUUGCAAAGGAGCUGGACGUGCAGGGGCAUGGGAUCCCGGUGACGGUGGCCAACACCACCUACAUGGGCAUGAACGCCCUCCACGCGGCAGGUGGGCUCGGCAGGCUGCCGGUCUACCGGUACCUCGUCGAGGAGGUCAAGAUGGACACCCACAAGCCUGACACCCUCAUUGAUUUUACGCCCGUGGAGCAUGCUGUCAAACAUGGCCACCUCCCUGCCAUCAAGUACCUUCUUGACCAUGGUGCUGAUCUGCCUCUGCAACGCGGAGAUGACACUCUUCUUCAUUCAGCUGCAGCUCGUGGGCAAUCUGAAAUAGUAAAGUUUCUCCUUUCUAAAGGAGCUGAUGUUGAUGCAAUAUCAGAUCUCGGGACACCGCUCGUUCUUGCUGCUCUUAAAGGACAUCCUAGUGCUCUCAAGAUCCUUUUGCAGCACGGUGCAGAUCCCAACAAGGGUGGUGGUCUGUUUGGAAUUAUAGACGUGGCAUUACACAAAUCUUCUGUGUCCUGUGUGAAGCUAUUGAUUCAGGGUGGAGCUAAUAUGAGUGGUGAUAAUCCUUUGGCAAAGGCUGCAGAGAAGGGCUUAACUGAAGCUAUUAAGUGCUUGUUGGAAGCUGGUGCAGACCCAAAUGUUGUUGACAGGUUUGGUAGAUUGCCAAUAGAGUUGGCUGUUGAGUAUGGGACGUGGGAAGAUGUCGAGAUUCUCUUUCCUUUCACCUCUCCCAUUUCAACUGUGGCCAAUUGGAGCGUUGAUGGAAUCAUUAGUCAUGUGCAGAUGGAAAUCAAGCAACUUGAGGAUGAUAAUUUUGUGGAGAAGAGGAUUUCUGACCUAAAGCAACAAGCAGAAGAAGCAUUUAAGAAGCAAGAUUACCUAAAUGCGUCAGUGUUCUACACACAGGCACUGAAGAUGGAUAACUUCGACGCAAAGUGGUUAUCAAACGAGGAUGGAUAA